This is a messenger RNA of Cylas formicarius (sweet potato weevil), 744 nucleotides long. RefSeq lists its product as uncharacterized. Bases 1 to 744 code for a protein of 247 amino acids. The transcript has a single exon. NCBI's taxonomy places the organism in Eukaryota, Metazoa, Arthropoda, Insecta, Coleoptera, Brentidae. The record is from RefSeq and is a predicted model, not a curated record.
AUGGCGCAAGACUACGAUGAUGUAGAACACAUGAUGCGAAAACUGAUCGAAGAAUACAAGAAAUGGGGGUUGGAAGUAAACUUACCAAAGGCAAAGUAUAUGUGUAUCGGUGGAGCACAACGCGACCUCCUCUUAGAGGAUGGUCAGGCCAUCAAAAGCUGCGAAACCUACAAAUACCUGGGAAUGUACAUAUCCAGCCGCGGGACGUUAGACUACGCCAUCAAAGAACGAAAUAAUCAAGGAAGAAAACACCUUCUUGUGGGACCAAAAUUCACGAGACAAAACAAACACCUAAUAUACAAUACGAUCAUUAAAAGCAUAGUCACGUACAGCAGUGAAGUCUGGCCACUAAAAGAAAGAACCAUGAGAACGCUGGAGGCAAUAGAGAUGGACUUUUGGAGAAGAGCGGCAGGAAGGCCAAGAACUGAAAGAGUCCCAAACGAAGCAAUUCGCACAACCAUAAAGGUGGGCCACACGAUUUCAGAUGAAAUAAGAACAAAACAGUUAAAGUGGUACGGUCACGUAAAAGAAUGGAAGAACAGCGACUGCCUAAACAAAUACUCACCUGGACACCUACAGGAAGAAGGAAGAGGGGAAGACCGAAAAAGAGCUGGAGAGAGGGCAUCGAUAGUGAAAUACAAUGGAGACGACUGGACGAGGACCUGUGGAGGGACAGAGAUCAAUGGAGAAUGGGAAUCGGACGACGUCGGAGGACGUUUUAAAAACCUAUAUGAAUAUGCUUAA